Messenger RNA from Tetrahymena thermophila SB210, 1447 nucleotides. RefSeq names its product 14-3-3 family protein 14-3-3 beta/zeta. Gene Ontology annotation, biological process: signal transduction. The transcript has 2 exons. Gene Ontology annotation, cellular component: cytoplasm. Lineage: Eukaryota; Ciliophora; Oligohymenophorea; Hymenostomatida; Tetrahymenidae. The record is from RefSeq and is a predicted model, not a curated record.
AUUUUAAUCAUAAUCUAAAUGGAUGGAGAAUGAAUAAUCUAUUUAUUUAUUUUAUUAAAAAUGAAUAUGUUGUUUAAUCUAAUAGUAAAUAAGGAGCACAAAGUGAGUAGGCAAAUAAGAAAUUUAUAAAAUUUUAAAUAUAUUUUAAAUCAAAAAAAUAAAAAAAUAAAUAAAAAAUAAAAAGAAAAAUUCAAACUAAAAUAAAAUACAAAAGAAAUGUCCAAAUAUACCAGAGAAGAGCUCAUCUACUUGGCCAAGAUCUCUGAAUAAACUGAAAGAUUCAAAGAUAUGCUUGAAUACAUGAAAUAGGUUGUUAAUUUUGAAUAAGAACUUUCUGUUGAAGAAAGAAGAUUACUCUCUAUUGCUAUUAAUUAUGUCUUAGAUGCCGAUUUAAGAAUUACCAACAGAGUCCUCUCUUAUAUUGAACAAAAGGAAGAAUCUAAUGGUUCUAAGCACAUAAAUCUCAUUAAAGACUACAAGAAAAAGCUUUAAGAUCAAAUCUGCAACUUCUGCUAUGACUCUCUUGAACUUUUGGAUAUCCUUAUCAGUAAAAGUUCUACUGAAGCUAAGGUCUAUUUCUUAACGAAAAAAGGUAACUAAUACAGAUAUAUCGUUGAAUGUUAACCUUGCAACACCUAAGCCUAUGAUGAAGCUACCAACUUCUCCCUCUAAACUUACAGGCAAGCUUAUGAUAUUGCCAUUAAGGAAUUAAAUCCUACUAACCAUACUAGAUUAAGUUUGGCUCUCUAACUCUCGGUCUUCUACUACGAAAUUAUGAACGACCCCACUAAGGCCUGCAACUUAGCUAAGCAAGCUUUCAAUGACGCCUUCGCUGACAUUGAACACAUCGAAGAAGACUAGUACAGAGUUGCCACCUCCAUUAUGCAACUUCUCAGAGAUAACAUCACACUCUGGACAGCCUAUGAGAAUGGUGAAGAUGAUGGUGUUUAAGUAGAGAAUAUCUGAAAACAGUGAUAUACUCAAUUAAAACAUAUAUCUUUUUAAUUUCCAACAAUUAAUUUAAAUAUAAUAAUGAUUUGAUUUCCUUUUCAUCAAAAGUUUCCACUGUAUAUUAAGAUACCAUUAUUAAACUAUAUUAUGCACCUUAGCUACUCCGUUAUUAGGAACUCAUAAAUAGGAAAUUAAUAUUUUAGAAUAUAAACUAUACCACAUUAGGCAUUAUCAAAUAACCAAAAGUCUAAUUGUAAGAAGUAGUGAGGUAUUACGUUAUAUAAAUAGUUUCUAAUUGUAUUCAAAAUAAAAGUGUAAUAGAUAUAAUUGAUAAUCAGCAAAAUACUGAGGAUAGAUAGAUAGUAAGUAACACAACAAGCAUUUGAUGUGUAUUAAUUUUUAUUACUUUGCUGAAGUUUAUUAUUAAUAGUUAUUUUUAUUAUUAUUAUAAAUAUAUAAAUAUAUUAUUAUUUCUAUAUUGAUUUAUAUAAAUUAA